Messenger RNA from Melopsittacus undulatus (budgerigar), 1696 nucleotides. RefSeq names its product peptidoglycan recognition protein 2 (gene PGLYRP2). The transcript is spliced from 5 exons. The coding region runs from base 41 to 1543 and encodes 500 amino acids. Gene Ontology annotation, biological process: defense response to Gram-positive bacterium; detection of bacterium; peptidoglycan catabolic process. The record is from RefSeq and is a predicted model, not a curated record. Lineage: Eukaryota; Metazoa; Chordata; Aves; Psittaciformes; Psittaculidae. Gene Ontology annotation, molecular function: peptidoglycan immune receptor activity; N-acetylmuramoyl-L-alanine amidase activity; peptidoglycan binding.
ACAAAGUCCGGUGCCACGGGAAGGAUCCGGAGCCGGCAGCAUGGUCCUGAGGCUGCUCCUGGUGCUGAGCGUGUGUGCCUGCCCCGGCACAGGUCUCCCACCGCGCCACAUGGACUCCGUGGUUGAGCUCACGGAAGCCCUCGACUCCACCAGCCCCAACCUGACCCUGCCCGAGCUGGCGCGGGCACUGGGGGCCUGCAGCACCCCUGGGUGCCGCGCGGUGCUGGGGGAUCCCCCCCCGGUCCCCCCAGCGCUCAGCCAAGACCAAUGGGUGCUCCUCACGCGGCUCCUCCACCGCGAUGCUGUGGUGCUGGCACCCGAUGGUUCCACCGUGGCCCUCGGGCCCCUCCUCACUGGCAUUGAGGUUGGCCAAAAGAGGGUGUCGGGGUGGCCCUUCCCCACCUUUGAGCCCCCCAUUGACCCUCUUUACGCUGUGACCAUCACCGAGGCCUUGGGGACAUCGUUCCUCUCGGCUCGCGGCAGUGAUGGAGCCACGCUGGGACCCAGUGGCUGUUGGGACGAUGUGGAUGACCCCCAGAACUACACCCUCCUGGGACCCUCGUCACCCAUCCCUGACGCCGUCGCCAACGGGGCUAUGGAUGGGGUGCUCUUGGGUACCCGAGCGGCCCAAGCCCCCAUCCCACUCGCCGAUCUGCUCCGGGGUUACUAUGGGAUGGGCAACAGCACGGAGCAAGGCAGACCCCGCAGCAGCUACCGGCAGCGGGACUUUGGGGUGCUGACGGGGCCAGAGAAGCUGGAGCAGGAGGUGGAGGCGAUGCUGAGGGUACUGCGGGUGCUGCCACCCACAAGGGAGCUCCUGCAGGAUGUGGGACCGGAGGAGGCAGCGGCCAUCGCGGGCCGGGCGGCGCGGGACUUCACCCAGCUCUACGUGGAGUGCCCGCCCAUCGUGCCCCGGUGCAUGUGGGGUGCCCGUCCCUACCGGGGCACCCCCAGAGCCUUGAUCUUGCCUUUGGAGUCGGUCUUCAUCCACCACACGUUCAUCCCCAGCACCCCGUGCCACAGCUUCCGCUCCUGCUCCCACGCCAUGCGCUCCAUGCAGAGCUUCCAUCAGGACACGCGCGGCUGGGAUGACAUUGGAUACAGCUUCGUGGUGGGCUCCGAUGGGUACUUGUACCAAGGCCGAGGCUGGCAUUGGGUCGGUGCCCACACCAAAGGCUACAACAGCAAAGGAUACGGGGUGGGGUACGUUGGAAACUUCACGAGCACCUUACCUGACCCGGACACCAUCGCCCUGGUGAGGGACCAGCUCCUGCCCUGCGCUGUGAGCACAGGGAGGCUGCACCACAACUACACCCUGCGGGGGCACCGGCAGAUGGGUCACACUGAUUGUCCCGGGAACUCCUUGUUCCAAGAGAUUGAGACCUGGAGCGGCUUCAAGAUUGGAGGGAUCAUGGUCUGUAUGGACACCAAUGCCAUGGAUGCCUGUCUGGAUGGACCUUGGCCCAGGUGGACACCAGUGCCAUGGCUGGACCCUGGUCCAGACAGAGCCAAUGGAUGCCAUCAGAGAUCAGCCCUGGUCUAGGUGGACACCAGGCAGAUGGAUGCCAGCACAGAUGGACCCUGGCCCAGAAGAACCCCAGCCUUAAAUCCACAAUCCUGGAUGGAUCCUGGCCUGGUCCCACCAUUCAGGAUGGAUCCUGGUCUGGUCCCACCAUUCAGGAUGGAUCCCAGCCUG